CCAGCGGAGGGUGAGGCUGGAGGUGGCGGCUUGUCCCGUUCCAGGGCUGGGGAGAAGGGGGAGGCUCUUGGCAGGCAGCUGAGUGGGCAGAGGAGAGAGACCCAGACAGCUCAUCCCUCCAGUCUUACCCACUACUGGUCACUGUAUUUGUUGUCAUGAGAGCUGCCUAUCUCUUCCUAUUGUGCCUGCCUGCCGGGCUGUUGGCCCAGGGACAGUAUGACGUCGACCCUGAACACAUCCAAUACACACAUUAUGGGGACCAGAUUGACAAUCCCGAGUACUACGAUUACCAAGAGUCCACCCACCGCCCCCCAGAGGAACAGCUACAGUACCAGUCUCAGCAGCAGGUUCAGCAGGAGGUGAUCCCAGCCCCCACCCAAGAAAUCCCAGAGACAGAGCCCACGGAGCCUGGACCACUAGACUGUAGGGAGGAGCAGUACCCCUGCACCCGCCUGUACUCGAUCUACAAGCCCUGCAAACGAUGCCUCAAUGAGGUGUGCUUCUAUAGCUCUCGCCGAAUGUACGUUAUCAACAAAGAAAUCUGUGCGCGAACUGUCUGCGCCCAUGAGGAGCUGCUCCGAGCCGACCUGUGCCGUGACAAGUUCUCCAGGUGUGGUGUGAUGGCGACGAGUGGCCUGUGCCAGUCUGUGGCUGCCUUCUGUGCCAGGAGCUGUGGGGGCUGCUAGUGGGAAGGGGGCACAGGGAGGGAAGCCGGGCCUAGCCGAGGGCCAGGGGACCUCCAGGUGCUUGAAUCUAGGCCGGCAGGCUUGGGUGGGGGUGCUGCGCUUGAUUCUGUUGUGUGGUUAAAAAAAUAACUGGUUUUUAAUUCUCUUUCCUUUUUGUGUGUAAGCGGACUUAAGUGUAGGGAUUGGGAGAUGAGCCCACAGCUACCCCUGGGAGGGUGGGGGAGGGCACUUUCUCAUGGAGUCCCAGGUGUCAGCGGCAUCAAGGGUUGGAAGGGACAACAAGGCCAUAAAGUGGAGGGAGCAUUAGGCUUGGUGUUUGAAGACCUGGGUUCCAAUCCUACCCCAGAUUCUUAUUAGCUUUAUAACACUAGUCAAGUCACAACCUCUCGGUGCCUCAGUUUCCUUAUCUGUGAAAUGAGUUGGACGUGAUGGCCUCUGAGACCCCUUCCAGCACUAAGCCUGUGAGCUCCCCCAGACUUGUAGACCUGCAGCAAAGAAGGCACCCCCCCCCAAGGCAGCCCAUUCCACUAGAGGUGUCCCAUUUUGGGAAAUUUCUCUUUUCACCAAACUAAAAUCUGCCUGUCUGUGACUUGCCCUCACGAGCCUAGUUUUGCCCUCUGAGGCCAAGCAGAGCACGGCUAAUUGCUCAUCCACUUUGUAGCCCUUCUGAAACUUGAAAAUAACUACCCCCCCCAAAGCCUUCUUAUCUCCUGGCUCAACACCCCCCGGCUCCUUCACCUGACCCUGCAACAGCUCGGUUCCCGUCCCCUCGAUCUUCUAGAUACCCUCCUUCGGCAUUAGCCUGCAGGAGGCAUUUCAGCUGGAGCAAAGGAGGGGCUUGGGGUACGAUGCCUGCUGCUCCCUGGUCACUCCCUAUACUUGGUGCUCACUGAUACCCCACCCGUUUCCACCAAAGUAGGCCCUCGGGCAGGUCCCCUCUGCUCUAGGUUGGACGUACUGUAGUGGGGUGUCAGAUCAUAUAUAUUUUUUUUUGUACAAAAUAAAGAAUUUUUCAAGAAAAAAAAAGUUA
Molecule: messenger RNA, 1716 nt
Organism: Phascolarctos cinereus (koala)
Lineage: Eukaryota; Metazoa; Chordata; Mammalia; Diprotodontia; Phascolarctidae
Gene: MFAP2
Product: microfibril associated protein 2
Biological process (GO): embryonic eye morphogenesis
Cellular component (GO): microfibril
Source: RefSeq, a predicted model, not a curated record